UUCAAACAUGGCUUUCCUGGUGCUCCGCCCACUUCCGGCAAACACCUGCCAAAAAAUGAUAGCGUGUAAGGCUAAACAGCUGAACUGUCCGACUGGUCGCUACCCAAAGUGAGUGGGUUGGGUUCCGCUUUUCCAGAUGCUGAAAAUCAGCGGGCCCCAGAAAUCCUAGGUGCGUAUCGCCCUCGGACAGAGCUUUGUCUGACAAUUACUUCCAAACUCCCAGUUUUAUGCUUCAAUGAUGCCUAACCAUCCGGAUUCUUUCUUGAGCUUUAAUUUGGAAGUCAAAGACUGUUUCCGGGAGGAACCAUGACAAAAACGCUCACUUCCGGUAGAGGGGAGUAGCGAGAGAUUCUCUGCUCCACGAUGAAGGAGGUGGAGGAGCUGAUCUUGGAGAAGACACUGCCGCACCGUGAGUGACCUGCGAUGUCUGCGACCCUCAGCCCUGGACUAGAUGGCCACACCGUUUUCUAGUCAACGCAUUCCCCUACAUUCCUUUUUCUCUUGAACCUGGGAUCCUGUUCCGGUGCCCUAAGAGCCCAGACUCCCUUCCAACCUCUCAAGGACCCCACUAGAACCUUGCUAACCUCUCGGACUCCUGGGGUAUAGCUGACCCUGUACUUCUCUUGAAUCUUUCCCCAACCCCACGCUUUCCCGUCUCCCCGCAGCCCCAGAGCCACCCCUGGGCCAGAAUUCAGGAUGGAGCCCUUCCGGAAAAGGCUUUGCCCAGGGUCUCAAAGCCUGCCCUCCGGGUUCGAGCCCUGCCAUCCUUGCUCUAAGGAGCCUCCCCCAGGGCUUGGCCGUGGGCCCUUCGAGAUCCAGGAAACAGCACUUAGGGGUCUGGUGUGUAGGAGCACCCCUGCAGCCCGGACUGCACUGGGGACCUCUGGAAGAGGAGACCGUCUUGGAGAAGGGCGAGGGAGUGAAGACACCGCCCGAGGAGGACUUCUUGUUAGCCGAGUGCGGAGCCAUAUGUACCUGGAAGCAAAAUUCAGCUUGGACCAGUCUCCCCAAAAGAGUCUAAGUGUCCUGCACUCCAAGCUAGAAGAAGAAGUAGCUGUGGCAGAAGAGGAGUCCGCUACACAGGAAGAAGUGGCCUCCCCACAGGAGGAUUCAGCAGAGUCUUACACGGAUCCAGGUCACGAGUCACCUCAUAGUAUCCAAGGAGACAAUAUGCUAGUCUCUGAAUCUGUGGCCCAAACGGAAGAUCAGCCUUUCAAGGAUAGCCAACCCUUUGGCCUGUUGCUUCAAGAUGACAGCAUGGGUAAACAGCGCUUACCGCAGAUACCACCUGAGCCUCGGAGCAGUUCAGUUGCCCAGAAGAGCAGUGAAGCCAGUGCAUUUCCUCCCAGGGGUGCCCAGGUGCAAACCUGCCCAGCCAAGAAGUUAGAUGUCGCCAACAGUCAACACCUAGCUAUAGCCCAGAUCUCAGAGCCCAGAACCCAGCUCCCUGACCUGCCUGUGCUGCUCUGUAGCCCUUCGGACCCAGUAGGAAGCUCCUCAAAGAAGGGCCGACGAUACCAGUGUGGGGAAUGUGGCAAGGCAUUCCUGCAACUAUGCCAUCUUAAAAAGCAUGCAUUUGUGCACACAGACCACAAGCCCUUCCUGUGCACCGAGUGUGGCAAGAGCUACAGCUCCGAGGAAAGCUUCAAAGCCCACAUGCUGGGCCAUCGUGGUGUGCGGCCCUUCCCUUGCUCUCAGUGUGACAAGGCUUAUGGUACCCGCAGAGACCUCAGGGAGCAUCAGGUGGUCCAUUCGGGUGCCCGGCCCUUUGUGUGUGAACAGUGUGGCAAAACCUUUGCCCGCCGACCUUCCCUGCGGCUACACCGAAAGACCCACCAGAUGCCGGAUGCCCCUUCAUCAUGCCCAUGCCCAUGCUCAGUGUGUGGACGGCUCCUGGCCACCCAGGGUUCCCUGCGGAACCACAUGAGACUCCACACUGGGGAGAAACCUUACCUAUGCCCACACUGUGGUCGAGCAUUCCGCCAGCGGGGCAACCUUCAAGGACACUUGCGGCUACACACAGGGGAGCGCCCCUACCAGUGCCCCCAUUGUGCCAAUACUUUCCCCCAGCUGCCUGAACUGCGGCGCCAUCUCAUCUCCCACACUGGUGAGGCCUACCUGUGCCCUGUGUGUGGGAAGGCCCUGCGAGACCCACAUACGCUCCGUGCUCAUGAGCGCCUACACUCAGGGGAGAGGCCCUUUCGCUGCCCCCAGUGUGGCCGAGCUUACACGCUGGCCACCAAGUUGCGCCGCCACCUCAAGUCCCACAUGACAGACAAGCCGUACCAAUGCCCCAUCUGUGGCAUGGGCUAUGCUCUCCCUCAAAGCCUCAAGCGACACCAGCUCAGUCACCAGCGUGGGGUUUCAUCCAGCCCUUCUCUGCCUCCUGCUGCCUCUGAGCCCACUAUGGUACUUCUACAGAAUGAGCCGGAACUGUUGGACACUUGUAACCAACAGGAAACGCCCCCGGGUGCAGAUGUUGUGGAGAUCACAAUCUCUGAAAGCCAGGAAAGGUGCUUUAUAGUACCGGAGCAGCCAGCCCCUAGCCCCAGCCUGGUGCUGAUCCACAAGGACAUGGGCUUUAGUGGCUGGGCGGAGGUGGUGGAGGUAGAAGCAGGCACCUGACACCAUCAUCACCCCUCCUAUACCCCUACAAAAGCUCUCCGUGGAGACUUGUAGCAGAGUGUGUGUGUCAUUCAUUCCCUUUGGGUCUCCUGAGAGGUGCAGGAACCCAGCUGACUGGCUUCUUAGGGUUGGAUAGACUCAGCUGUCAAUCCACACAUCACAUGCCCUCUAUAGUUCAGGUUUUAGUAGGUGAAUGGAUGUUUAAGAGGUGAGAAGCAGGAAUGGAGAUGUGAUUCUAAAGAGGUGGUCAGGAGGCAGAUGCCUUAGUGAAGUGGAGAGCACACUGAGUAACAGUAGGCAGUGAGAGCUGGCGGAAGAGGUAGGUGCUAGGCAGAGAAAGAAGACCAAAACUGGGACUGGUGAGAUGGCUCAGCGAUUGAGAGCACUGACUGCUCUUCCAGAGGUCCUGAGUUCAUUUCCCAGCAACCACAUGGUGGCUCACAACCAUCUGUAAUGGAAUCCAGUGCCCUCUUCUGAUGUGUCUGAAGACAGCUACAGUGUACUUGUAUACAUAAAAUGAAUAAAUUUUUUUUUUUAAAGACAAAAGCCAGAGUGGCCACUUGCACCUCAAACUGCAAAAGGACCUUCUCUAGGACAGCAUUUUUCUGAUAAAUUAGCCAUGUUGCACUAUUCUUUGUUUUUUAAUAAAUUUAAUCAUGGGGAUUUGUAUGGUA
Messenger RNA from Mastomys coucha (southern multimammate mouse), 3299 nucleotides. It is a transcript of the gene Znf408, whose product is annotated as zinc finger protein 408. Gene Ontology annotation, biological process: regulation of transcription by RNA polymerase II. Lineage: Eukaryota; Metazoa; Chordata; Mammalia; Rodentia; Muridae. The transcript is spliced from 4 exons. The record is from RefSeq and is a predicted model, not a curated record. Gene Ontology annotation, molecular function: RNA polymerase II cis-regulatory region sequence-specific DNA binding; DNA-binding transcription activator activity, RNA polymerase II-specific. Gene Ontology annotation, cellular component: nucleus. Bases 697 to 2625 code for a protein of 642 amino acids.